CGAGGAUGCGUCACGAGGAUGCGCCCGCGCCCAGGCCCGGCCCCCGCGGCGGCUCUGACGGACGUGGUAAUUCUAGAAGCUAUGGAUAUACUCUUCAGAAUAAGAGGAGGCUUGGAUCUUGCAUUUCAGCUAGCAACUACUGAUGAGGCAUCAACAAAAAAGGCAUUAGGAUAUGUUUUCAGUGAUCUUGCAAACAAAUUGUCCUCAGAGGUUCUUGUAUUAAGAAUUUGCCACAGUUCAGUGUAUGUGUGGCCUAACAAUGGUAUGACCACAGUUCCAGAUCUGACUGAUGAGUCUGCGUGUAAGGAGAUAACACGAUUUAUCCAAUUUGAUCAAGAUGACGAGACCAAACGAAAGCCUGGCAAAAAGAAGGAUAAGAAGUUACCAGAUACGCAGCAGAUAGUCAAUGUAGACCUCAUGUUGGAAAUGACAUCUUCUUUAGCUGCUUUGGCUCCAGUCAUUGAAAGGGAAAAUAAGGAACACCACUACAUAAAUAUGACAUUACCAGUUGAUGUUGUUGUAUCUGUUUCUCCAGAAGAAACGUGGGGAAAGAGGAAUUCUUUUGUGUUAUCUCUUUCUGUGCAGGUUUAUUUAGUACAUGGUGUGUAUAGUUAUCACCACUAUAUGCAGGAUCGGACUGAUGACAGUGGUUGGGGCUGUGCCUAUAGGUCUUUGCAGACAAUCUGCUCUUGGUUCAAGCACCAAGGUUACAUUGACAGACCUAUACCAACACACAAGGAAAUUCAACAGGCACUGGUUGAUGCUGGAGACAAGCCUGCAGCAUUUGUUGGAUCACGGCAAUGGAUUGGUUCAAUUGAGGUACAGCUUGUUCUGAAUCAGCUUUUUGGAAUAACAUCCAAAAUAUUAUUUGUCAGCCAGGGUUCUGAACUAGCAUUGCAGGGAAGAGAGCUUGCUAAUCAUUUCAAGACUGAGGGAACUCCAAUUAUGAUUGGUGGAGGUGUUUUAGCUCACACGAUAUUAGGAGUGGCUUGGAAUGAGAUUACAGGGCAAAUAAAAUAUCUGAUUCUAGACCCGCAUUACACCGGAGGAGAAGAUCUGCAUGUUAUUUUGGAAAAGGGCUGGUGUGGAUGGAAGGGCCCGGAGUUUUGGAACAAGGACGCCUAUUAUAAUCUGUGCCUACCUCAACGACCAAAAGCUAUUUAAAUUCCUCUCUUGUGCUGGAACAUGCUACGCCAGAAUACUAGCUGAUCUAGAUAAAACUGUCCUGUUAUUUAUCAAAAGAAUCUUUAAGUCAAUCAAAACUUGAAAUAGAAAUAGUUGAAA
This is a messenger RNA of Lepidothrix coronata (blue-crowned manakin), 1284 nucleotides long. RefSeq names its product UFM1 specific peptidase 2 (gene UFSP2). The transcript has 11 exons. The record is from RefSeq and is a predicted model, not a curated record. Bases 19 to 1164 code for a protein of 381 amino acids. Lineage: Eukaryota; Metazoa; Chordata; Aves; Passeriformes; Pipridae.